Molecule: messenger RNA, 1641 nt
Organism: Platichthys flesus (European flounder)
Lineage: Eukaryota; Metazoa; Chordata; Actinopteri; Pleuronectiformes; Pleuronectidae
Product: high affinity choline transporter 1-like
Exons: 8
Coding region: 1-1641 (546 amino acids)
Biological process (GO): transmembrane transport; acetylcholine biosynthetic process; choline transport
Cellular component (GO): plasma membrane
Molecular function (GO): choline:sodium symporter activity
Source: RefSeq, a predicted model, not a curated record
AUGGCUCUCAAUGUGCUCGGUCUGGCGGUGAUGGCACUGUUCUACCUUUUAAUCUUGGGCAUGGGCAUCUGGGAGGAGAGAAAGUGCAAGGGAGAUGGAAUAGGGAUGACGCUAUUGGCCGGGCCUAACAUCUACUUGCUCAUUGACAUUUUCACUCUUACAGCUACGUGGGUUGGUGGAGGCUUCAUCCUUGGUAUAGCUGAGGCAACAUACAACCCAACCCUGGGCGCAGUGUGGGCCCUCAUGCCUGUGCCUUAUGUACUGACCUUCUUCUUAGGUGGCUUUUUCUUUGCCAAGCCCAUGAGAGAGAAGAAGUAUGUGACAAUGAUGGACCCCUUCCAGCAAAAGUAUGGGAACGUCCUGAGCGUUCUACUAAUCAUUCCCGCACUAGUGGUUGAUGUCCUGUUGGUGGCACGCACACUCGUCAGUCUGGGGGGAACUAUGAGUGUGAUCCUGGAUCUGUCCUACGUCUACUCCAUCAUCAUCUCCUCAGUGGUGGCCAUAAUCUACACUCUUCUUGGGGGGCUCUACUCUGUGGUUUCCAAAGACGCUAUCCAGCUCAUCCUAAUCUUUGUCAGCCUGUGGGUGUGUGUUCCUUUCCUGUUGACCAACCCUCACUCUCUGGACAUCUCACUGACAGCCUACAACCAGACCUUCCAGGCUCCCUGGGUCGGAACGGUGAAGCUCGACGAGGCCGGAAAGUGGAUUGACGACUUCAUGCUGCUGGCUCUGGGGGGCUUGGCCUACCAGGCGUUCUACCAAAGGAUCCUGUCAGCCUCAUCUGACACCGAGGCUCAAGUGACCUGCUAUGCCUCCUCCGCCUUCUGCCUCGUGCUGGGUAUACCCUCUGUACUGGUGGGAGCUGUGGCUGCAUCUACAGACUGGAACUCAACCAGCUAUGGAUUGCCCACCCCAUAUGAGCGUGACCAGGCAGGCUCUAUCCUCCCUAUCGCCCUGCAGUACCUCAUGCCCGCCUACAUCUCUAUCAUCGGUAUUGGAGCGGUCGCUGCCGCUGUCAUGUCCUCCCUGGACUCAGCUCUUCUGUCCACCUCAUUGUUGUCUUCAAAUAUUUACAAGAACAUCCUCAGGAAGCAGGCUUCAGACUGUGAGAUGCAGUGGGUGAUCCGUGUCUCAGUGGUGGUGGUGGGUAUGGUUGGCACCGCGCUUUCCUUCCUGGAUAGCAGCGUCCUGGUCUUCUGGCUUGUGGCAGCUGACAUGUCCUACACAAUCAUGUUCCCUCAGCUAGUCUGCAUCCUCUUCUGCAAGGUUUCUAACGGUUAUGGCGCCAGCGUGGGCUACAUGAUUGCAAUAUUCAUAAGGAUCCUGAGCGGUGAGCCCCUCAUCGGCCUGCCACCCGCAAUCAGGUUCCCCGGCUGUCGGCUGGAUGCCGAAGGAGUCUUAACCCAGUACUUUCCCUUCCGCACCACCAUCAUGGUCAUGUCACUUGUGUCCAUUCUGCUGUUCUCCUGGUUGGGGUCCAUCGUUUUCAACAAGGACCUGCUUUCCGAGAAAUGGGAUGUGUUUAGGAUCAAACGCAAGCAGAAACCUUCGGCCAAAGCAAAGGAUGACAAGAGGACCGACUCGGGAAAUAACGACGAGGCCUCCACGGCAAGGGAGCUUCUGGAGACCACAAGCCUCUAA